Molecule: messenger RNA, 929 nt
Organism: Aspergillus japonicus CBS 114.51
Lineage: Eukaryota; Fungi; Ascomycota; Eurotiomycetes; Eurotiales; Aspergillaceae
Product: glutathione S-transferase family protein
Exons: 5
Coding region: 183-929 (248 amino acids)
Source: RefSeq, a predicted model, not a curated record
GUCUCCAGAUAUAGCUAUAGCCAGAGAGUUUAGCUUCGAGCCCUCUUGAAAAGCGGCCUCUUUUCAGCGAAGUGAUUAUCCCCUGGGACCAGGAAGAAGCUAUAUAAGACGUGUCCGCAACACAAGUCCGUCCUCUUUUUAGAUUCACGCAAAGAAGUUCCCUCAACAUUGAAACACACACCAUGACCAAGCCUAUCACUGUUUGGAUGACCCCUCCCGGUCCUAACCCUUGGAAGGUCGUCCUCAUCCUCGAAGAACUCCAGGUCCCCUACGAGAUCCAAUCCUUCAAGUUCGACGACGUGAAAAACCCCCCUUUCAUCAACAUCAACCCGAACGGCCGCGCCCCAGCCAUCGUCGACCCCAAUACCAACCUCACCCUCUGGGAAUCCGGCGCCAUCAUCCAGUACCUGAUCGACGUCUACGACCCCGACCACAAACUCAGCUACUCGACCCUCCCCGAGCGCCACCUCUGCAACCAAUACCUCCAUUUCCAGAUGAGCGGGCAGGGGCCGUACUUCGGCCAGGCGGCAUGGUUCACCGUCCUCCACCCCGAAAAGCUCCCCAGCGUGAUCGACCGCUACGUUACGGAAGUCCGCCGCAUCCUGGGGGUGCUGGACACGGUCCUGGCCGGCAGAACCUGGCUCGUGGGGGACAAGCUGACGUUCGCGGACCUGGCGUUCGUGCCGUGGAACGGGCGGCUGAAUUACCUGCUCCCGGAGGCCGAGCAGGAUCUGGCGGCGUGGCCCAACGUGCAGGCGUGGCAGCGGCGGCUGGAGGCGCGGCCGGCCUGGCGGACGUGCCUCGAGCGGCGGGAUCAGUUGAUGGAUGAGCAGGGGUUGCAGCCGAAUGGAAUGCCUAAGGGGGUGAGUAAUAUUCGGGAGUAUGAGGAGUUGAUUGCGCGGAAUGCGGCGGAGGGACGGGGGGAGUAG